UAUAAGAAGAGAUCAGAGAUCUCUCUCUCUCUCCCCAGAAUGCUCUCUCUCUCUGCAUGCACAGAGGAAAGGUCGUGUGAGGAUACAGCGGGAAGCUGACUGCAAGCCAGCAAGAGAGCCCUCGCCAAAAGCCAGCCCUGACAGCACCUUGAUCUCGGCUUCUAGUCUCCAGAACAGUGAGAAAAUAAAUUUCUGUUGUUGAAGCCACCCAGUCUGUGGAAUUCUGUGACGGCUGCCCGAGGUGACUAAUACGCUCAUUUUCCUCAUCUGAAAAGCAGGGAUAAAAUUAGGACUUGCAUCAUGAGGCUAUUGUGAGAAUCCAGUGAGGAAAUGCGUGUGUAAUGCCUGCCUGUUUAGUUUUCCUACAGCAUCUUCAGCACCUGGAACAGUGCCUGGUGGAUAGUGGAUGUUCAAUUAAUACCUACUGAAUGAAGAACUACAUCCAUCACAAAGCGAGCUGUCAAACCGCAUGCAAGUGCAUCUAUCUGAGCUUUUCACCAGCCUCCACCUCCUUGAUCAUCGAUCACCACUCACCAGCAAAUGACAGCAGGCACAAAGGGUUUAAGAAAAGUGUCUGCAGGGAUAGUCUCCUGGUUUUAAUGGGAUGUGCCAGGAAUGCCAUGUCUUCUGUGAACGGGGAAGGGGCUUGGUCUGGCUGAUCCCCAGUAGAGUCUGAGUCUUUGGGAGGAGAGGGUAUUAAUCAGGAAGCUUUGGAGCCCUGGUCCAGCUUUGCGGGCCUGGGCAGGGAAGAGAGAGCUCUUCUUCCCAUGGGGUGGGGGGUGUGCGUCGUGGGGCAGAUGCAGCUGUGGGAGGCGAUGUGGGGGAGGCUGGGGGGAGCUGUGGCUGGGUCCUGGGAGUGGUGCAGGCAAAGCUGGUCUGGGGUUGGAGGCCACAGCAGGCCCACCUUCCUGGUGUGCUUGUGAAAUGCAAAUGAUGAGAACAAUAGGGCCCUGUCCCCAGGCCAUUUGUGGCAGAACCUGGACUCCCAAGGAGGCACAGCUUUCUCACCUUGGCCAUGGAAAAGCUCAGCAGAAGCAAGCCCAGGUUGGGGCCACCCCUUCCACCCCCGAGGUGUGCAGCCUCCUGUCCAGACUCCCCACCUUGGAGAAGAGACGCCCCCCGCCCAGCUCCUCUGCCUGCCCCAGGGACCUGGAGACGCCAGCAUCCCUUCCUGGAAGCCCAGGAGGAGAAGGACGAGGAGGAGGAUAAAUAUGAGCUGCCCCCCUGUGAGGCUCUGCCCCUGCGCCUAGCUCCCGCACACCUUCCUGGCACUGAGGAGGACUCUUUGUACUUGGAUCACUCUGGCCCCCUGGGUCCACCCACGUCAUCACCACCACCACCACCGCAGCCCCAGCCUGAGAUGGUGAACAGCCUCCCCACCCACCCCACCCCAGGCUCCCACUUCCCACUGAAGGCAGCACCGUGCCUGCAGGAGGCGGGGAAGCAGGGCCGGCCCUUUGGGAGGCGAGGGCUGGACGCACGGACCCACGCGGUUUCCGGCCCUCCACAGAAGCCCGAUGAGGGCAUCUACCUGGAGUGUGAGCCCAGUCCAGUCCUGGCUUUGACUCAGACUCUGAACUCCCAAGCCCUGAGGCCCCCAGUCCCUCUACCAAGGACAUCAGUGGGGCCCAGGCCCACCAUAGCCCACCAGGAAGCUCAGAAUGGAGCGUGGAAUGCCACCUCUGAAGGGUCUGCACCAAAGCAGGAAGCUCCCAGCCUGUACCUUAAGGUCAUUCCUCAUUCGGAGGCCACACACGGCCUAGCUGGAAGGAGAGCCUCUCUUUCCUCUGGAGCGGUCACCCAGAACACCUCAGCUGCUGAGCGUUCUCCGUCCUCCCCCCUCCUGUGCCCUGGCACAUCUGGGAGUGGCUGUGUGUGUUUGUACAGACAGGCAGUCUGCUGGGCCAGCCCUGGUACUCAGAGAACUGUGACCGCCAUGCAGUUGAGAGCGCCCUGCUCCGACUCCAAAAGGACGGGGCCUACACCGUGCGCCCCAGCUCAGGCCCUCAUGGCUCCCAGCCCUUCACCCUGGCUGUGCUUCUCCACGGCCGGGUCUUCAACAUUCCCAUCCGGCGGCCGGAUGGCGGGCGCCACUAUGCCUUGGGCCGGGAAGGCAGGAACCGAGAGGAGCUCUUCUCCUCUGUGGCUGCCAUGGUCCAGCACUACGCGGAGCACCCCCUGCCGCUCGUGGACAGACACAGCGGCAGCCGGCAGCUCACCUGUCUGCUCUUCCCCACUAAGCCGUGAUGCCACAGUGGAUGUGCACACCCACCUCUGGCCCGACUUUGCUCCUUGGGCUGUCUCCCUCUCUCCUCUCCCAGGUCUCCACCCCUCCAGCCCAACCCCCAUCCUGUGCCCCAGUCCCUGCAGGGCCCCCUGAGAGGCACUGGGAAAGGUUGCCCAGAGGCAGAAAGGGUCCCCAAGACCACACACCCCAUGCUCACGCAGACCCUGGCACUGCCACCUCUUGCUGCAUCUCCAAGACUGGGAGGGAGGGGACAGGCAGGACCCCCAGUCCUGGCCCCCAGACAUGGCCUCCCCAGCUGCUCAGAAUGAUGGCUUCUGUGGGAAGCUGAGCCUCAGGGGGUUAGCACAGGCACUGCUUGGACGCAGAGAGAAUCUUCUCACAUUCCGCCUGGGGCUUAACACAGGGCUGGCAUCCCAGAGGGACUUGGUCACCCCGCACAUCGCUUGCUUUCAAUAAAUAUUUGUUGAGUGCAUCC
Vicugna pacos (alpaca) is the source of this 2723-nucleotide messenger RNA. The record is from RefSeq and is a predicted model, not a curated record. Lineage: Eukaryota; Metazoa; Chordata; Mammalia; Artiodactyla; Camelidae.